AUGGAGGGUAGGAAAAGGAAGGGAAAAUUCAGGAAUUCUCUCAGGCGGAUGGCUAUGGAGUGCCUGUGCUCUGGUGAGCAGCUGAAGGGGGCAGAUGAGACCGUCCGGUCAUCUGAUUCUACAAUCACAAAAGAUUUCUCGACCAGCGGGUACUCUUCUCGUAAUGGAGAGAUUGAGCAGUACCUUGAUAAUGGCAACAUAGAGGAAGCCGAGUUGUCGCUCCGGGAGGGCAUUUGCCUAAAUUAUGAGGAAGCAAGGGCAUUGCUAGGAAGGCUAGAAUAUCAACGGGGUCAUGUAGAAGCAGCACUCCGUGUCUUUGAUGGGAUAGACAUGUCUGCAUUAGUCCCUAAGAUGAAAAUCUCAAUUGCUAGAAAAGCAGAUCGUCGGAAGACUCAUUCACAGUGGGAUUUUAAACCAAUGCCCUUGCAUGCUGUCAGCCUUCUCAUGGAGGCCAUAUAUCUUAAAGCAAGAGCACUUCAUGAUCUUGGGAAAGACAAAGAAGCUGCACAAGAAUGUAAAAUGAUAUUGGAUAUUGUGGAGGCAGCCGUACCUGAGGGCUUGCCAGCAGGCUUUGGAAAAGGCUGUAAAUUGAACGAAAUAAUAUGCAAGUCUGUAGAGUUGCUCCCUGAGCUGUGGAAAUCAGGGGGGUUUUCACUUGAAACCAUUUCUUCAUAUAGGAGGUCACUUCUCAAUAAUUGGAAUCUUGAUGGAGAGACCAUAGCAAGGAUACAAAAGAAAUUUGCUGUUUUUCUCCUAUAUAGUGGCUGUGAAGCACGCCCUCCAAAUCUUCAUUCUCAGUUGGACGGUUCAUUUGUACCUCGCAACAAUAUGGAAGAGGCUAUUCUUCUUUUGAUGAUUCUUUUGAGGAAGUUCAAUCUCAAGAGGAUUGAGCGAGAUCCCUCUGUGAUGCAUCACCUUACUUUUGCACUGUCCAUGUCAGGACAGCUAAUUCCACUGGCUGGACAGUUCGAAGAAUUGUUACCUGGUGUGUUAGACAAAAAAGAAUGGUUGUACAGCGUUGCAUUGUGUUAUUUAGCAGAAGAGGAUGAUCUGAGUGCCCUGAAUCUACUCAAAAGAAUACUAAAGUCUGGAGAGGAUUCUGAUCAUCUCAAAGAACUACUUCUAGCUUCAAAGGCUUGCAUUGAGAUGAGUGCUCAUACUGAAGGUGCUUCUUAUGCAAGGAGAGCCAUUGCUAAUAUGCAGGGUGGAUGCAAACCAAUGGCAGGACUUGCAGACCUUUUGCUUGGUGUUGCGCUUUCUAAUCAGGCUAGAAGUGCAAUAUCUGAUACAGAUAGAGCUUCGUGGCAGUGUGAAGCGCUGGAAGCCCUUGGGAAUGCUGAAAAAAAGAUGCAUGGGAAAGAUUCUAGGGCAUUGUACAGUCUCAGCCUUGAAAAUGCUGUGCAGAGGAAAAUAGAAUUUGCUGCCUUUUAUGCAAAGAGGCUGGUGAAACUUGAGGCUGGAUCAGAGUUGAGGAGUUGGCUCCUUUUAGCUCGAAUACUUAGUGCUCAAAAGCUGUUUGCCGAUGCUGAAACAGUUGUUGAUGCUGCUCUAGAUCAGACUGGGAAAUGGUGUCAAGGAGAUUUAUUGCGAACCAAAGCCAGAAUUCAGGCUGCACACGGGCAAUUCAGAGAUGCAGUUGAAACAUACACCCAACUUCUUGCUAUCAUUCAACUUAGAACGAAAAGUUUAACUGCUGGAUUUUGCUUGCCUAAGGACAACAAGGAUGAUAAAGGCCUGGAAACAGAGACCUGGUAUGAUCUAGCUCUCUUAUACCUAGGUAUGGCACAAUGGAGAGAUGCAGAGGUCUGUGUAUUGAAGAUAAGAUCCAUCAGUCCUUAUUCUGCAUUGGCUUGGCAUGCUACAGGAAAAAUAUAUGAAGCAAAAGGUCUUACAAAAGAAGCUUUGGGAGCUUUUUUCAGAGCUUUAGACCUUGAUCCUAAACAUGUCCCAAGUUUGAUAUCAACUGCCACUGUUCUGCAACAACUUGGUGACAGGCCAUUGCCUUCUAUACGGUGCUUCCUGACUGAUGCAUUGCAACUGGAUAGAACUAAUCAUGUUGCAUGGUUCAAUCUUGGCCUGCUUUACAAAGAGGAAGGUGGUAGGUCAGUGGCUGAGGCUGUUGAAUGCUUUCAAGCUGCUGCUUUUCUUAAAGAAACAGCACCUGUAGAACCUUUCAGAUGA
Molecule: messenger RNA, 2181 nt
Organism: Miscanthus lutarioriparius
Lineage: Eukaryota; Viridiplantae; Streptophyta; Magnoliopsida; Poales; Poaceae
Source: the annotation of a GenBank genome assembly